AUGCCUUUUCGAUGGAUUGUCGCGGCUUACGCGAACGACCCGGAUUACGCGGACAUUAUCGCCUAUCUGCGCGCUCCCAGUGAGGCUGCACUGGGAGCUCUUUCGCGAACGAAGCGUGAUCGCAUUCAACGAUACAGUAUUGACGGUGAUUUGCUGUUAUAUAGCAUCGAAAAAUUCGAUGCACCUCGAACGGUGAUUGCGAAUGACUUGGAUUUGCGUGCUCGUAUCAUCCACGAGUACCAUGAUGCCCCAAUUGGCGGUCAUCUGGGCCGCGAAAAGACAUUCGCGGCUGUCUCGCAAGACUUCUUAUGGCCCCACGUGUACAAAUGGGUUCGCAACUGGGUUCGCACCUGCGAAAUAUGUCAGCGCGUGAAGCCAUCUCCAUCGUCGCAGGCACCCCUGCGACCCCUGCCAAUUGCAGCUGAGGCUUGGAGCUCAGUCUCAAUGGAUUUUAUCUUCGGGCUUGCACCAGAUGGCCAAGUCCGAGCGGGUAUUCUGGUCUUUGUGGACAGAUUCAGCAAAAUGACACAUCUGGUGCCUGUUCAUGCAACUUUCACCGCGGUUGAGACCGCGGUGCACUUCAUUGACACUGUUUUUCGCCAUCACGGUCUACCAAACAACAUUGUCUCGGACUGUGAUCCUCGUUUCACGUCUGCUUUUUGGACGUUAUCGCUCGAGUUCCUUGGCAAAAAGCUACAAAUGUCGACAGCAGCCCAUCCGGAAACGGAUUCGGCCCGUCAUCCUCGUGUACCUACUCUUCUUGCCGUGGGUCAGCCCACGGCUCUUCGUGGCUCCACUCUAUCGGGGGGUGAUAACGAUAAACAACGAUCGAGUGAAGCUCACGGUAUCCUGAGCGCGAAUGUUGUCAACUAUUCUAAGGCGAAGUCUUCUGUUUCGACGCCACGUGACGUGGCGUCCCCGCUCGCUCAAUGGACUGCACAGACGCUGAUCGAUCCUUCUUCGCGCAUGCGAAACCCUAAAGCUAACCACGCGCCGAUUGAAUCGGCGCGACCAAUUGAUGACAUGGCUGUGUCAGAGUUUAUACUCCAACGUCAAGCCAUCACGAGGUUUGAUUCAGCAGUAACCAAUCUCAAUGCGAGCAAACUCGCGCCACGUUUCAUCGGACCGUUCACGGUACUCAAGGCGAUCGGCGACGCAUACAAGCUGGACCUCCCUUCGUCACAGCGACUUCACCCGACGUUUAACGUCGGGCGGCUCAAGGAGUAUCGUCCAGCUAUGCUUCACGGGUUGGCUCCGCCCUCGGAGUCAAAGGCUUAUAGGUGGACCUUCACUCUCGCCUUGCUCGACGCGCCGGUGACAUCGGACGCGGCUGCGUCCCAGUCCGCGCGUGCCUAA
Molecule: messenger RNA, 1356 nt
Organism: Peronospora matthiolae
Lineage: Eukaryota; Oomycota; Peronosporomycetes; Peronosporales; Peronosporaceae
Source: the annotation of a GenBank genome assembly